Hipposideros armiger (great roundleaf bat) is the source of this 17177-nucleotide messenger RNA. RefSeq names its product FAT atypical cadherin 4 (gene FAT4). Gene Ontology annotation, molecular function: calcium ion binding. Bases 1398 to 16070 code for a protein of 4890 amino acids. Gene Ontology annotation, cellular component: cell-cell junction; plasma membrane. The transcript is spliced from 17 exons. Gene Ontology annotation, biological process: homophilic cell-cell adhesion. NCBI's taxonomy places the organism in Eukaryota, Metazoa, Chordata, Mammalia, Chiroptera, Hipposideridae. The record is from RefSeq and is a predicted model, not a curated record.
GUGACAGGCCCGAGCCGGGGGCGUCCGCGCGCGCGCCGGCGCGGAUCCACAAGCGGCGAGCGCAGUUUCGGAGCCCGGCGCGGCUCGCGGUCCUCCCGCCCCCUCGGUUUGAGUUUCGGUGGCGCGCUGGGCGUGUGCGUGUGCGCGCGCGCGUGCGCGUGCGGCGGCGAAGGGGCGGGGCGAGCGAGGGACCCGCUGCCGCCGAGAGGGGCUCCGGCGCUCCGGCUCCGCAGUCGCACAACCCUCAGCCCGGCGGGCGCGGAGCGGAGCGCUGACAGGCGCCGUCCCGAGCCGCCGCGGGCGCAGCCCCAGCCCGGCGCCGGCGUCCCCGCCUCCUCCUCCGCCGACGGCGAAGGAGAAAGGGGACCGGCCGCCCCCCAGUCUAAAGCCUUGCGGAUUACAAAGUGAAACUGACCCGGGACAAUAAAAUCAAAGCUAAGCAGGGCAGGGGCGAGGCUCCCUGCAGUGGGCUUCCGACGGGGCCGCCGGAGCACGGUCCCCGCGGCAUGCUAAGGGGAGGGGACGCGGGGACCGCACGCCUCUGCCGCCCGACCCCCGCGAGGCCGAGAAGAAAGGGAGACCUGCGCCCGCUGUGGAUGUACAAACAUGGGUCGGCGGGCGCCCGGGCGGAGGUAAACUGAAACAUGCCGAGGAGCGCUGCACGGUGCCCGCGCCCGCAGCAGGGCCGGGGGCGGCGGCUGCCGGAGCAGGAGGACGCGGCUGAGCGCUCGCGGGCACCGGAGCCCUAGCGCCCGCGCCGGGAACGCGGUUCGCCCGCCGCCCGCGAGCCGCCGCCGCCUGGGCCUCGGCGGCCGCUCCUGCCGCCCCUAUUCCUGAGUGGGGACUGGAGGAGACCCCAGGUCUCCAGCUCUGGGGGAAGGAACUCGCCGACCUCCCGGCUCCAUCCCGCCGCUCCCGGUGCUCAGUUGUCCUUCCCGCCCCAGUUGCUUGGCCGCCGGUAAGUUCCAAAGUUUCUGAAGUCGAGCGAGGUUUGCAGUGGUCGCUGAUACACCUUAAAGACGGGCCACUUCUCGCAGCUCACAUCCACCCGGGCGAAAACGCUCAGACUUUCCAGAUUCUGAAACAACGUGAAGGGGGAACUAGAGGAGGUUUGAGAAACUUUCCUGGAACUAACUCAUCAGCGCACAGGAGCGUCCCGCGGAAUGCCCUGCCGCCUUGGGUCCCCGCAUCUCUCUGGCACGAAGUGUCCAAAUGGCUACCUGGAACCGUUCGCUGAGGCCACUUGCUUCUGCUGGGCUGGCGGUUCUUUGAUAUAGCAGAGCGCUCAGACAGGGCCAUCGGCUGCAUACUGGCUGGAACUGCUGAAUCCCGGUCACCAGCGUGCUUUGCCUCCCCUCUUCCUUCUCUUGACCACACCGUUCCCGGGAGCCAGGACCAUGGACGUGGCCGCAGGUCGGGCUCCUGGCCGCCCGUGGCUCGCGCUGCCCACCCCCUCAGCACUCCAGCUCCUUCGCGUCUUGGGGCUGCUGUCCUUGCUCCCUGGGCCGGCCCGGGUCGGCGGGGCCGAGCAGCGCCAGGUGUUCCAAGUGCUGGAGGAGCAGCCCCCAGGCACACUGGUGGGCACCAUCCAGACGCGCCCCGGCUUCACCUACCGGCUCAGCGAAAGCCACGCCCUGUUUGCCAUAAACAGCAGCACGGGGACCCUGUACACCACCGCCACCAUCGACCGCGAGAGCCUGCCCAGUGACGUGAUCAACCUGGUGGUCCUUUCCAGCUCGCCCACCUACCCCACCGAGGUGCGAGUGCUGGUGUGGGACCUGAAUGACAACGCCCCCGUCUUUCCGGACCCCUCGAUCGUGGUCACUUUCAAGGAGGACAGUAGCAGCGGGCGCCAAGUCAUCUUGGAUACGGCCACCGACUCGGACAUCGGCUCCAAUGGCGUGGACCACCGCUCCUACCGCAUCAUCCAGGGCAACGAGGCGGGUCGCUUCCGCCUGGAUAUCACCCUGAACCCCAGCGGUGAGGGCGCCUUCCUGCAUCUGGUGUCCAAGGGCGGGCUGGACCGCGAGGUCACGCCGCAGUACCAGCUACUUGUGGAGGUGGAGGACAAGGGCGAGCCCAAGCGGCGGGGCUACCUCCAGGUGAACGUGACUGUGCAAGACAUUAACGACAACCCCCCGGUGUUUGGCAGUUCCCACUACCAGGCGGGGGUGCCUGAGGACGCGGCGGUGGGCUCCAGCGUCCUCCAGGUGGCGGCGGCGGACGCGGACGAGGGCACCAACGCGGACAUCCGCUAUCGGCUGCAGGACGAGGGGACCCCCUUCCAAAUAGACCCCGAAACGGGGCUUAUCACGGUGCGGGAGCCCCUGGACUUUGAGGCCCGGCGCCAGUACUCGCUGACGGUGCAGGCUCUGGACCGAGGCGUGCCUUCCCUGACCGGGCGCGCAGGGGCGCUGAUUCAGCUGCUGGAUGUCAACGACAACGACCCCGUGGUGAAAUUCCGCUACUUCCCUGCCACCUCGCGCUACGCCUCGGUGGAUGAGAACGCGCAGGUGGGCACAGUGGUGGCUCUGCUCACCGUGACGGACGCAGACUCCCCCGCGGCCAACGGGAACAUCUCUGUGCAGAUUCUUGGGGGCAACGAGCAGCGCCACUUUGAGGUGCAGAGCAGCAAAGUGCCCAACCUGAGCCUCAUCAAGGUGGCCAGUGCCCUGGACCGCGAGCGUAUCCCUUCUUACAACCUGACAGUUUCCGUCUCGGAUAACUACGGGGCGCCCCCUGCCGCCGCGGCCCAGGCACGCUCCUCUGUGGCGAGCCUGGUGAUUUUCGUCAAUGACAUCAACGACCACCCCCCUGUCUUCGCACAGCAAGUGUACAGAGUGAACCUGAGCGAGGAGGCGCCCCCGGGAAGCUAUGUGAGUGGAGUGUCGGCCACCGAUGGCGACUCCGGCCUCAAUGCUAAUCUGCGUUACAGCAUCGUCUCUGGCAAUGGACUAGGCUGGUUCCAUAUCAGUGAACACAGCGGCCUGGUGACCACCGGGGCCGCUGGGGGCUUGGACCGUGAACUUGCAUCCCAGAUUGUACUGAAUAUCAGUGCUCGGGACCAGGGCGUGCACCCCAAGGUUUCCUACGCCCAGCUGGUAGUAACUCUCCUGGACGUGAAUGAUGAAAAGCCGGUGUUUAGCCAGCCAGAGGGGUAUGAUGUGUCUGUGGUGGAGAAUGCCCCAACAGGGACAGAACUAUUGGUGCUCGGGGUGACUGAUGGGGACCUGGGUGACAAUGGGACAGUGCGCUUCUCCCUACAGGAGGCUGAGACUGACCAGAGGUCCUUCCGUCUGGAUCCGGUGUCUGGGAGGCUGAGCACUGUCUCCUCCUUGGACAGAGAGGAGCAAGCUUUCUACUCCCUGUUGGUCCUGGCCACGGACCUGGGCUCCCCUCCCCAGUCCUCAGUGGCUCGCAUAAACGUCAGUCUCCUGGAUGUGAAUGACAACAGCCCUGUGUUCUACCCAGUCCAGUACUUUGCUCAUAUUCAGGAGAACGAGCCUGGAGGUAGCUACAUCACCACAGUGUCUGCCACUGACCCCGACCUGGGUCUCAAUGGAACUGUCAAAUACAGUAUAUCAGCUGGGGACAGGUCUCGGUUUCAGGUUAAUGCUCAGAGCGGGGUGAUUUCUACAAGAAUGGCCCUAGACAGAGAAGAAAAAACAACUUACCAGUUGCAAAUAGUGGCUACUGAUGGUGGCAAUUUACAGUCUCCCAACCAGGCGAUAGUGACCAUUACUGUGCUGGACACUCAGGACAAUCCACCUGUGUUCAGCCAGGCUGCCUACAGCUUCGUGGUCUUUGAGAAUGUGGCUCUGGGAUAUCAUGUGGGUAGUGUGUCUGCAUCCACCAUGGACCUCAAUUCCAACAUCAGUUAUCUCAUUACUACUGGGGAUCAGAAAGGUAUGUUUGCUAUCAACCAGGUCACUGGGCAGCUUACCACAGCAAGUGUGAUUGACAGAGAAGAGCAAUCCUUUUAUCGGCUGAAAGUAGUGGCCAGUGGGGGCACGGUGACUGGAGAUGCUCUGGUUAACAUAACAGUUAAGGAUUUGAAUGACAACUCUCCCCAUUUCCUUCAGGCAGUAGAGAGUGUGAAUGUGGUGGAGAAUUGGCAGGCAGGCCACAGCAUUUUCCAAGCCAAAGCUGUGGACCCUGAUGAAGGUGUCAAUGGCAUGGUGCUCUAUAGCCUGAAGCAAAAUCCCAAGAACCUGUUCACUAUCAAUGAAAAGAAUGGUAGCAUUAGUCUGCUAGGGCCCCUGGAUGUCCACGCUGGUUCCUACCAGAUAGAGAUCCUGGCAUCUGAUAUGGGCGUCCCACAGCUCUCCUCUAGUUUCAUCUUAACAGUGUAUGUCCACGAUGUAAAUGACAACCCACCAGUGUUUGACCAGCUCUCUUAUGAGGUCACCCUUUCUGAGUCAGAACCUGUGAAUUCUCGAUUCUUUAAAGUGCGAGCUUUUGAUAAGGAUUCAGGAGCGAAUGGUGAAAUUGCAUACAGCAUUGCUGAAGGAAAUACAGGGGAUGCUUUUGGCAUAUUCCCAGAUGGUCAAUUGUAUAUUAAAAGUGAACUGGACCGUGAACUUCAAGACAGAUAUGUUUUACUGGUUGUUGCUUCUGACAGAGCAGUGGAACCCCUUAGUGCUACUGUGAAUGUUACUGUAAUUCUAGAAGAUGUAAAUGAUAACAGGCCUCUUUUUAACAGUACCAAUUACACAUUUUACUUUGAAGAGGAGCAGAAAUCUGGGUCAUUUGUGGGCAAAGUAAGUGCUGUAGAUAAAGACUUUGGGCCCAAUGGAGAAGUGAGGUAUUCUUUUGAAAUGGUGCAGCCCGAGUUUGAGUUGCAUGCUGUUAGUGGGGAGAUUACAAAUACUCAUCAGUUUGACAGGGAGUCUCUUAUGAGGCGCAGAGGGACUGCAGUGUUUAGCUUCACAGUCAUUGCAACAGAUCAGGGGCUCCCACAGCCUCUCAAGGAUCAGGCCACAGUACAUGUUUACAUGAAGGAUAUAAAUGAUAAUGCUCCCAAAUUUGUGAAGGACUUUUACCAAGCUACAAUAUCUGAGUCGGCAGCCAACCUGACACAGGUAUUAAGAGUGUCUGCCUCAGAUGUUGAUGAAGGUAAUAAUGGACUCAUUCAUUAUUCUGUAAUAAAAGGAAAUGAAGAAAGACAGUUUGCUGUAGACAGCACUUCUGGUCAGGUGACACUAAUUGGGAAAUUAGACUAUGAAGCCACACCUGCCUAUUCCCUGGUGAUUCAAGCAGUGGAUUCAGGGGCAGUCUCCCUCAAUUCAACCUGUACUUUAAAUAUUGCUAUUUUAGAUGAAAAUGACAAUACCCCUUCUUUCCCUAAAUCAACACUAUUUGUUGAUGUUUUGGAAAACAUGAGAAUUGGUGAACUCGUGUCCUCUGUAACUGCAACUGAUUCUGAUUCGGGUGACAAUGCUGAUUUACACUACAGUAUUACUGGGACUAACAACCAUGGAACUUUUAGCAUUAGCCCAAACACUGGGAGUAUUUUUCUGGCCAAAAAAUUGGACUUUGAAACACAGUCUUUGUACAAAUUAAAUAUAACAGCCAAAGACCAAGGAAGGCCUCCUCGUUCAUCGACAAUGUCAGUGGUGAUACAUGUGAGGGACUUCAAUGACAACCCACCUAGCUUUCCUCCGGGAGAUAUUUUCAAGUCUAUUGUUGAGAACAUUCCCAUUGGAACGUCUGUCAUUUCAGUGACUGCCCAUGACCCCGAUGCGGACAUUAAUGGGCAGCUAUCCUAUGCAAUCAUUCAGCAGAUGCCAAGGGGCAACCACUUCAGCAUAGAUGAAGUCAAGGGCACUAUAUAUACUAAUGCUGAAAUAGAUCGGGAAUUUGCGAAUCUCUUUGAGUUAACUGUAAAAGCCAAUGAUCAAGCUGUGCCUAUGGAAACUAGACGGUAUGCUUUGAAAAAUGUGACCAUUUUGGUUACGGACCUCAAUGACAAUGUCCCAAUGUUUAUAUCACAAAAUGCCCUUGCUGCAGACCCCUCAGCUGUGAUUGGUUCUGUUCUGACGACCAUCAUGGCUGCUGACCCAGAUGAAGGUGCUAAUGGGGAGGUGGAGUAUGAGAUCAUCAAUGGGGAUACAGACACCUUCGUUGUGGAUCGUUUCAGUGGAGACCUGAGAGUGGCGUCAGCGCUGGUGCCUUCACAGCUCAUCUAUAACCUCAUAGUUUCAGCAACAGACCUUGGCCCUGAAAGGAGGAAAUCAACCACUGAAUUGACUGUCAUUCUUCAGGGCCUUGAUGGACCCGUGUUUACUCAACCCAAAUAUAUAACUAUUUUGAAGGAAGGAGAACCCAUUGGCACCAAUGUAAUAUCAAUAGAAGCAGCCAGCCCUAGAGGAUCGGAAGCCCCAGUGGAGUAUUAUAUUGUUUCAGUGCGUUGUGAAGAAAAAACCGUGGGACGUCUCUUUACUAUUGGACGACAGACUGGCAUAAUUCAGACCGCAGCCAUUCUGGACCGGGAGCAAGGAGCAUGUCUUUACCUGGUGGAGGUUUAUGCCAUAGAAAAAUCAACUGCUUUUCCCAGAACACAGAGAGCAGAGGUAGAAAUAACACUUCAGGAUAUCAAUGACAAUCCACCUGUAUUUCCAACGGACAUGCUGGAUUUGACCGUAGAGGAGAACAUUGGAGACGGCUCUAAAAUUAUGCAACUGACAGCCAUGGAUGCGGAUGAGGGUGCGAAUGCUCUGGUCACGUACACCAUCAUUAGUGGAGCUGACGACAGUUUCCGCAUUGACCCUGAAUCUGGGGACCUGAUAGCGACCAAGAGAUUAGACAGAGAACGCCGUUCCAAGUACUCCCUGCUGGUUCGUGCAGAUGAUGGUCUGCAGUCCUCGGAUAUGAGAAUUAACAUCACCGUCAGUGAUGUGAAUGACCACACGCCCAAGUUCUCCAGACCUGUGUACUCUUUCGACAUCCCAGAAGACACAACCCCAGGUUCUUUGGUAGCAGCUAUUUUAGCUACAGAUGAUGACUCUGGUGUGAACGGAGAAAUUACAUACGUUGUGAAUGAAGAUGAUGAAGAUGGCAUAUUUUUCCUGAAUCCAGUUACUGGAGUCUUUAACUUGACUCGAAUAUUAGAUUAUGAAUCACAGCAAUAUUAUAUCCUCACUGUUCGAGCUGAAGAUGGUGGGGGACAAUUUACCACCAUCAGGGUUUAUUUCAAUAUACUAGAUGUAAACGAUAAUCCACCUAUUUUCAGCUUGAAUUCGUAUAGCACAUCUUUAAUGGAGAAUCUCCCUCUAGGAUCUACUGUUCUUGUGUUCAAUGUUACCGAUGUAGAUGAUGGGAUCAACUCCCAGCUGGCUUAUAGCAUCGCUUCGGGGGACAGCCUGGGGCAGUUUGCAGUGGACCAGGACGGUGUGCUGACGGUUCUGAAUGCGUUGGAUCGGGAAAGUCAGUCCUUCUACAACCUGGUCGUCCAGGUGCAUGACCUGCCACAACCCCCAGCCCCCAGGUUCACCAGCACAGCUCAAGUCUCCAUUAUUUUAUUGGAUGUCAAUGAUAACCCACCAGCCUUCCUUUCCCCGAAGCUGACAUAUGUCCCAGAAAACACACCUAUUGAUACGAUUGUUUUCAAAGCUCAAGCAACUGACCCAGACAGUGGCCCAAACAGUUAUAUUGAGUACACCCUGCUGGACCCCUUGGGGAGCAAGUUUGGUAUCGGGACCAUCGAUGGGGAAGUGAGGCUUGCUGGAGAAUUGGACCGAGAAGAGGUUUCGAACUAUACUCUGACCGUGGUGGCUACAGACAAGGGUCAGCCCCCUCUCUCUUCAUCCACAGAGGUUGUGCUGAUGGUACUUGACAUCAAUGAUAACAGCCCUGUUUUUGCGCAGACUUCAUAUAAAGUGGAGAUUAAUGAAAACACACUUACUGGAACGGAUAUCAUACAUGUCUGCGCGACAGACAGCGAUGAAGGGACCAAUGGGCAGGUUCGUUAUGGCAUCGUUGACGGUAACGCCAAUCAGGAAUUUCGGAUCGACUCAGUCACAGGUGCCAUCACUGUGGUGAAGCCAUUGGAUAGAGAAAGGACCCCAACUUACUUUUUGACUGUCCAGGCAACAGAUCGGGGCAGUACCCCCAGAACUGAUACUUCCAUUGUCAGCAUUGUUCUACUGGAUAUUAAUGAUUUUGUUCCCAUAUUUGAGCUAUCUCCAUAUUCUGUAAAUGUCCCUGAGAAUUUAGGGACUCUGCCUAGAACAAUUCUUCAGGUGGUAGCGAGAGAUGAUGAUCAGGGUUCUAACAGCAAAGUCUCCUAUGUCCUACUCGGUAGUAAUGAAGACAGCGCGUUUACCCUCUCAGCUAGUGGAGAACUUCGGGUAACACAGAGUUUGGACCGGGAAACCGAGGAGCACUUUGUCUUGAUGAUCACAGCUACGGAUUCAGGAUCCCCUGCCCUGACUGGAACUGGAACAAUCAAUGUCAUAGUAGAUGACGUCAAUGACAAUGUCCCCACUUUUGCCAGUAAAAUGUAUUUCACCACAAUCCCUGAAGAUGCACCGACAGGAACAGACGUUUUGUUGGUAAAUGCCUCGGAUGCUGAUGCUUCAACAAACGCAGUUAUCAGUUAUAGCAUCAUCGGGGGAAACUCUCAGUUCACCAUCAACCCAUCCACAGGACAGAUCAUCACCAGCGCCUUGCUCGACAGGGAAACAAAAGAGAAUUAUACUUUAGUGGUCGUCUCCAGUGACGCUGGGUCCCCGCAGCCUCUUUCCAGCUCCACCAGCGUGCUCGUCACUGUGACCGAUGUCAACGACAACCCCCCGAGGUUUCAGCAUCACCCAUAUGUCACACACAUCCCGUCUCCUACUUCUCCAGGUUCCUUCGUCUUUGCGGUCACAGUCACAGAUGCUGACACUGGACCCAAUUCUGAACUGCAUUAUUCUCUCUCGGGUAGAAACUCUGAAAAAUUUCACAUUGACCCACUGAGGGGAGCUAUUAUGGCAGCUGGGCCACUAAACGGAGCUUCAGAAGUGACAUUUUCUGUGCAUGUAAAAGACGGUGGCUCCUUUCCAAAGACAGAUUCUACCACAGUGACAGUUAGAUUUGUGAACAAGGCCGAUUUCCCUAAAGUCAGAGCCAAAGAACAAACUUUCAUGUUUCCUGAAAACCAACCCGUGGGCACUCACGUCACCACCAUCACAGGGUCCUCCUUGAGAGGAGAACCUUUGUCCUAUUUUAUUGCAAGUGGGAAUCUUGGCAAUACAUUCCAAAUCGAUCAAUUAACAGGACAGGUGUCCAUUAGUCAACCUCUGGAUUUUGAAAAGAUACAAAAAUAUGUUGUAUGGAUAGAGGCCAGAGAUGGUGGUUUCCCUCCCUUCUCCUCUUAUGAGAAACUUGACAUAACCGUGUUAGAUGUCAAUGAUAAUUCCCCCAUUUUCAAGGAAGAUCCAUUUGUAGCUGAAAUAUUGGAAAAUCUGUCUCCUCGAAAAAUACUUACUGUCUCAGCCAUGGACAAGGACAGUGGACCAAAUGGACAGUUAGAUUAUGAAAUCGUGAGUGGCAACAAAGAACAUAGCUUCAGCAUCAGUCAUGCUACUGGGGAAAUUAGAAGCACUCGACCUUUAGACAGGGAAAAAAUACCUCAGUAUGUACUCACCAUUAAGUCCUCAGACAAAGGCUCCCCUUCUCAGAGCACCUCAGUAAAAGUCAUCAUUAACAUUUUAGACGAAAAUGACAAUGCCCCUAGGUUCUCUCAAAUAUUCAGUGCCUAUGUUCCUGAAAGUUCCCCAUUAGGAUUCACAGUUACACGCGUCACGACUUCUGAUGAAGAUGUUGGUAUAAAUGCAAUUAGUAGAUACUCAAUAAUGGACAAAAGUCUCCCAUUUACCAUUAAUCCCAGCACGGGGGAUAUUGUCAUUAGCAGACCUUUAAACAGAGAAGAUACGGACCGUUACAGAAUCCGCGUUUCUGCACAUGACUCUGGGUGGACUGUGAGUACAGACGUCACGAUAUUUGUGACGGACGUCAAUGACAAUGCCCCAAGGUUUAGCAGACCCUCCUAUUAUUUAGAUUGCCCUGAACUUACUGAAAUUGGCUCCAAAGUGACUCAGGUGUCAGCAACAGAUCCUGAUGAGGGCUCAAAUGGACAAGUGUUCUAUUUUAUAAAAUCCCAAUCAGAGUAUUUCAGGAUUAAUGCCACCACAGGGGAGAUUUUCAAUAAACAGGUCUUAAAAUACCAAAAUGUCAGUGGCUUCAGUAAUGUGAACAUCAACAGACACAGUUUCAUAGUGACAGCCUCAGACCGGGGUAAUCCUUCCUUACUUAGUGAGACAACCGUCACCAUCAACGUGGUGGACAGCAAUGACAAUGCACCUCGGUUUCUUAAAACAAAGUAUUUUACUCCAGUCACCAAAAAUGUCAAAGUUGGUACAAAGUUAAUCAAAGUUACUGCAGUAGAUGAUAAAGAUUUUGGGCUGAAUUCUGAAGUGGAGUAUUUUGUUGCCAGUGAAAAUCACUUGGGGAAAUUUAAAUUGGACAACAAGACAGGGUGGAUUUCAGUAGCAUCUUCCCUAAUUUCUGAUCUGAAUCAAAACUUUUUGAUAACCAUCACGGCAAAGGAUAAAGGGAACCCUCCCCUUUCCUCCCAAGCAACUGUUCAAAUAAUUGUUACUGAGGAGAACUACCAUACUCCUGAAUUCUCCCAAAGCCACGUGAGUGCCACCAUUCCCGAAAGCCACAGUGUCGGGGCCAUUGUCAGGACGGUGUCUGCCAGAGACAGAGAUGCAGCGAUGAACGGCUUGAUUAGGUACAGCAUCUCCGCAGGAAAUGAGGACGGCGUUUUUGCCAUCAAUGCCUCCACGGGUAUACUAACCCUCGCCAAAGCCCUUGAUUACGAGCUCUGCCAGAAACACGAGAUGACUGUCAGUGCUACAGAUGGAGGGUGGGUCGCAAGAACCGGUUACUGCAGGGUGACUGUCAACGUGGUUGACGUGAACGAUAAUUCUCCCGUCUUCCUGCCUGAUGAGUACUUCCCUGCUGUUUUGGAAAACGCCCCGAGCGGGACCACAGUGAUCCACCUAAAUGCCACCGACGCUGACUCUGGAACCAAUGCUGUGAUCGCAUACACUGUACAGGCAUCCGACAGCGACCUCUUUGUCAUUGACCCCAACACAGGUGUCAUCACCACUCAGGGCUUCUUGGAUUUUGAAACCAAGCAGAGCUACCACCUCACUGUGAAAGCCUUCAAUGUCCCCGAUGAAGAACGGUGCAGCUUCGCCACUGUCAACAUCCAGUUAAAAGGGACAAAUGAAUACGUGCCUCGUUUUGUUUCCAAACUGUACUACUUUGAAGUCUCAGAAGCGGCCCCGAGAGGCACGGUUGUUGGAGAAGUGUUUGCCAGUGACAGGGAUUUGGGCACCGAUGGGGAGGUACACUACUUGAUUUUUGGAAACAGCAGGAAGAAGGGUUUUCAGAUCAAUCAGAAGACUGGACAAAUUUAUGUUUCUGGACUCCUUGAUAGAGAAAAAGAAGAGAGGUUAUCUUUGAAGGUACUGGCCAAGAAUUUUGGCAGCAUUAGAGGUGCAGACAUAGACGAGGUCACAGUGAAUAUCACCGUGCUUGAUGCCAACGACCCACCCAUUUUCAGUCUGAACAUCUACAGCGUUCAGAUCAGCGAAGGGGUCCCGACGGGAACCCACGUGACCUUUGUCAGUGCCUUCGACUCAGACUCUGUCCCCAGCUGGAGCAGGUUUUCCUACUUCAUCGGGUCAGGGAAUGAAAACGGUGCCUUUUCCAUCAACCCACAGACAGGACAGAUCACGGUAACUGCAGAAUUAGAUCGAGAAACCCUCCCCAUCUAUAACCUCACGGUUUUGGCUGUUGAUUCCGGGAUACCCUCAGCCACAGGGAGCGCCUCCCUGUUAGUCACCCUGGAGGACAUAAACGACAAUGGGCCUGUGUUGACCGUCGGUGAAGGAGAAGUUAUGGAGAACAAACGCCCAGGAACUCUGGUGAUGACUCUUCAGUCCACUGACCCCGAUCUCCCGCCGAAUCAAGGCCCCUUUACCUAUUAUUUGCUGAGCACAGGCCCAGCCACCAAUUAUUUCAGUCUGAACACUGCUGGGGUUCUGAGCACCACCAGAGAGAUCGACAGGGAGCAGAUUGCAGACUUCUACCUGUCGGUGGUCACUCGAGAUUCCGGGGUACCUCAGAUGUCUUCCACAGGCACGGUGCACAUCACAGUCAUAGACCAAAACGACAAUCCUUCGCAGUCUCGCACGGUGGAGAUAUUUGUGAAUUACUACGGCAACUUGUUUCCUGGCGGGAUUUUGGGCUCCGUGAAGCCCCAGGACCCGGACGUGUUAGACACCUUCCACUGCUCCCUCACCUCGGGAGUGACAAGCCUCUUCAGUAUCCCCAGGGGAACCUGCGAUCUGAGCUCCCAGCCGAGGUCCACAGACGGCACGUUUGACCUGACGGUCCUCAGCGACGACGGCGUGCACAGCGCAGUCACGAGCAGCGUCCGGGUUUUCUUUGCGGGCUUCUCCAACGCCACGGUGGACAGCAGCAUCCUCCUGCGGCUCGGCGCGCCCACGGUGAAGGACUUCCUGACGAACCACUACCUUCACUUCCUGCGCAUCGCCAGCUCCCAGCUCACGGGCCUGGGCACCGCCGUGCAGCUCUACGGGGCCUAUGAGGACAACAACAGGACGUUCCUCUUGGCGGCCGUGAAGCGGGGCGGCAGUCAGUACGUGAGCCCCAGUGGCGUGGCCACCUUCUUUGAGAGCAUCAAGGAGCUCCUGCUCCGGCAGAGCGGGGUGAAGGUGGAGGCCGUGGACCAGGACGCCUGUGUGCGCGGCCCGUGUCAGAACGGAGGCAGCUGCGUCCGCCGGCUGGCCGUGAGCGCCGCGGUGAAGAGCCAGGAGAGCCUCCCGGUCAUCCUGGUGGCCAACGAGCCUUUGCGGCCGUUCCUGUGCAAGUGUCUGCCCGGUUACGCCGGGAGCUGGUGUGAGGUAGACAUAGACGAAUGCCUUCCGUCUCCUUGCCACAAUGGUGGGACCUGCCACAACCUGGUGGGAGGGUUUUCGUGCAGCUGCCUGGAUGGCUUCACAGGAAGGGCCUGUGAGCGAGACGUCAAUGAGUGCCUGCCUAGUCCUUGCAAGAAUGGUGCUGUCUGCCAGAAUUUCCCAGGGAGCUUCAACUGUGUUUGCAAAACCGGAUACACAGGGAAAAUGUGUGAAUCUUCAGUCAAUUACUGUGAAUGCAACCCCUGCUUUAAUGGCGGUUCCUGCCAAAGUGGUGUGGAGUCCUACUACUGCCACUGUCCGUUUGGUGUCUUUGGAAAACACUGCGAGUUGAAUAGUUAUGGAUUUGAGGAGUUAUCAUACAUGGAAUUUCCCAGCUUGGAUCCCAAUAACAACUAUAUUUAUGUCAAAUUUGCAACUAUUAAAAGCCAUGCUCUAUUGCUUUACAACUAUGACAACCAGACAGGGGACCGGGCUGAGUUUUUGGCCCUUGAAAUUGCUGAAGAAAGACUAAGAUUCUCUUAUAAUUUAGGCAGCAGUACCUAUAAACUCACCACCAUGAAAAAGGUGUCGGAUGGACAUUUUCACACUGUGAUUGCCCGGAGAGCAGGGAUGGUUUUUACACGAAACAUUCUGCUGCGAUCUAUCAUGUUGGCACUAACGUACUUUUCUCACUUAUGGAGGACGCUUGAUGUUCAGCCAAAUCGAGCUUCAGUUGGAGGCAUCAGGUCUCUCGAGCCGGUCCUGCAGAGGCGAGGACACGUGGAAAGCCACGACUUUGUCGGGUGCAUAAUGGAGUUUGCAGUCAAUGGGCGACCCCUGGAACCCAGUCAAGCUCUGGCAGCGCAAGGCAUCCUAGAUCAAUGUCCUAGACUGGAAGGCGCAUGUACGCGCAGCCCCUGCCAGCAUGGUGGCACGUGCACGGAUUACUGGUCGUGGCAGCAGUGUCACUGCAAAGAAGGACUGACAGGGAAAUACUGUGAGAAAUCUGUGACUCCUGACACUGCCCUGUCGUUAGAAGGCAGAGGGCGCCUGGACUACCACAUGAGUCAGAACGAGAAGCGAGAAUACUUAUUAAGACAGAGCAUACGAGGUGCCAUGUUGGAGCCUUUUGGUGUGAACCGUCUGGAAGUAAAAUUCAGGACAAGAAGCGAAAAUGGCAUUUUAAUCCAUAUCCAAGAAAGCAGCAAUUACACUACUGUGAAGAUCAAGAAUGGCAAAGUACAUUUCACAUCGGAUGCAGGAAUUGCUGGGAAAGUGGAGAGGAACAUUCCAGAAGUGUAUGUGGCAGAUGGUCACUGGCACACUUUCCUAAUUGGGAAAAAUGGAACGGCCACAGUGUUGUCCAUCGACAGAGUGUACACCAGGGACGUGACCCACCCCACUCAGGACUUCGGUGGCCUCGAUGUGCUCACUAUAUCCCUUGGAGGAAUUCCACCCAACCAAGCUCACCGAGAUACUCAGACAGGCUUUGAUGGCUGCAUCGCCUCUGUGCUGUUCGGCGCGCAGAGUCUGCCUUUCAGCGGGAAGCACAGCUUGGCCUCCAUCUCCAAGACGGACCCCUCGGUGAAGACUGGCUGUCGCGGGCCCAACGUGUGUGCCAGCAACCCCUGCUGGGGCGACUUGCUGUGCAUUAACCAGUGGCAUGCCUACAAGUGCGCCCCCCCAGGGGACUGCGCCUCGCACCCCUGCCAGAACGGGGGCAGCUGCGAGCCAGGCCUGCACUCGGGCUUCACCUGCAGCUGCCCCGACUCGCACACGGGGAGCGCCUGCGAGACGGCGGUGGCCUGCCUGGGUGUCCUGUGUCCCCAGGGGAGGCUGUGCAAAGCCGGGAGUCCCGGCGGGCACGUCUGCGUGCUGAGCCCGGGCCCGGAGGAGCUCUCCCUGCCCCUGUGGGCCGUGCCCGCCAUCGUGGGCAGCUGUGCCACCGUCCUGGCCCUCCUGGUGCUCAGCCUGAUUCUGUGUAACCAGUGCCGGGGCAAGAAGGCCCGACGCCCCCAAGAGGAGAAGCAGCCCAAGGAGAAGAAGAAGAAGGGGAGCGAGAACGUUGCCUUCGACGACCCCGACAACAUCCCCCCGUACGGGGACGACAUGACGGUGAGGAAGCAGCCUGAGGGGAACCCCAAGCCGGACAUCAUCGAGCGGGAGAACCCCUACCUCAUCUACGACGAGACCGACCUCCCGCCCGGCGCCGAGACCGUGCCCAGCGCCCCGCUGGCGUCGCCGGAGCAGGAGCUCGAGCACUACGACAUCGACAACGCCAGCAGCAUCGCGCCGUCGGACGCCGACAUCGUGCAGCACUACAGGCAGUUCCGCAGCCACACGCCCAAGUUCUCCAUCCAGCGCCACAGCCCGCUGGGCUUCGCCAGGCCGUCGCCCCUGCCGCUGGGGGCCGGCGGCCUGGGCUACCAGCCGGCGUACGGCCAGGCGCUGCGCGGCGGCUCGCUGGGCCACGCGGCCUGGCAGCCCGGCGGCCCGGGGGCGCUGGACGCCGCGCCGCCCAUCGGCCUGUCGGUGGAGGAGGUGGAGCGGCUGAACGCGCCGCGGCCGCGCAACCCCAGCAUCUGCAGCGCCGACCACGGCCGCUCCUCCUCCGAGGACGACUGCCGGCGGCCGCUGUCCCGGACGCGGAACCCGGCCGACGGCCUCCCGGCGCCCGACUCGUCCUCCGACAGCGACUCGCACGAGUCGUUCACGUGCUCGGAGAUGGAGUACGACCGCGAGAGGCCGGCGGCCUUCACGUCCCGCGUGCCCAAGCUGUCGCAGGUCAACGAGUCGGACGCGGACGACGAGGACCGCUGCGGCGCCAGGCCGAGGCCGCGCAGGCACCACGGCCGCCGGGCUGAGGGCGGCCCCGCGGGCGCCGCGGACGGCGCGCCGCCCCUGAAGCUCGGGCAGCCGGCGGGGGCCUUCGACUGGGACAGCCUUCUGAACUGGGGGCCCGGCUUCGGCCACUACGUAGACGUUUUCCAAGACCUGGCGUCUCUCCCAGAGAAAGCAGCAGCGAGCGAAGAAGGCAGAAGCGGGGCAGCACAGCCAGUCCCCCGAGACGGGGACGCGGAACAGUACGUGUGAUCGCCGGGAGCACGCAGACCCCCGUCGGCUGGGCCGCACCUGCAAAACCAGCCAGUAGGGACCGGCGGUGGCGGGAGACGUUCUAAAAAUAAUAACCACAAUGCUGCUGAAACGGACUCGAAAACGACUCUUAAUUUAAAUACGCUUGGUUGGAUUCCUUUUCUGGCAUGCCUUGUAUUGUGUAACUAGUUAUGUGGCAUGCGGCCUUUGGAAAGUUUUUUCUUAGUUACCAGUGUUCGGUUUGUGUUUUUUAAAAUUAAUACUGUUGCCAUUGCAGAAAUGAACUUGUGCUUUCACAGUGGGGUUUGUGUAUUGUUGCCAUUGUAUUAUUAUUAUUCUGGUUUGCAUUGCAAGAUCCUUGUAAAGUAUAGAAAGGAGCCCUCCUACCUUCCAAUGACAGACUGUUAACACUUCUCAGAAUUGUAGACGCCAUAUUCAGUGUUGCUUGGAAAUGUCUGAAUAGUUGAAUAAGUUUUACAUGACAGUGGGUACUAAAAUUAAGUCAUUUUGUUCAGCACUUUAGAACUUUCUUACAAAUUGUGUUAAAACUUCUGAACCUUUUUUUGUUUUGUUUUUGUAAACAGUGAUGGUCUUCUGACUCAUCAGGCUUCCACUAGAAACAAAAUGAUUGCAUGUUGUCCCCAAAACACUGCCACCUUCCUACUGUGGACUGAUGCUCUCAGCAGAGCUUCUCAGAGACAACUUUUAAAAAAUUAUUUAUUGAAAAAUGUUCUAUGCUUUUAAAAUUUUUAAAGAAUUGACCUAAGCAGAGCCUAUGAUUGGACUUAUUUUUCAACCACUUAACAUUUACCCUAAGUACCCAGUUUUUAUAAUUUAUAUAAAGUCAAAUUUCAACACUUCUUACUUUCUGGCAUUUUGUAGAUCGUUUUUUUAAUACUGUGUAAAAAGUUUUUUUUACACCUAAACUGUGUUUUUGAUACUGAUAUUUUCCUAUGCUGAAUAGUUUUCUUACUUUCAGGGAAAGUAAGAAAAUACUUUUUUUACAUUUGUUACUUAUGUAACGUUCAUAUUUUUCACAUUUUGAUAUUUGUAACAUACUGUAUGCUUUCUACUUGUAAAUGCCAACAAUAAAAUUAAAAUAUUUAU